Didymodactylos carnosus is the source of this 606-nucleotide messenger RNA. The record is from the annotation of a GenBank genome assembly. Lineage: Eukaryota; Metazoa; Rotifera; Eurotatoria; Philodinida; Philodinidae.
AUGUAUCAAAACAUUUCAUUAUCAAUUAUUAGUGACUUUGUUCAACGUUUAAAAAAAAUGAAAAAAAAAGUGUAUGGUUAUUUAAAACAUUUUUUAAAAUUAAUUGAAUCUUUACGAAAAUGUCAUGAAACAUUAAAAAAUGAAUUAUUGAUAAUAACAUUAGCACUCAAUUUUAAUGAAGAUGUAUUGAUUAAGAAAAAUGACGACACUAGUUUAUUAGCAAUAUACGGUAAAUUUUCAUCAAAAAGUUGUGUAUCAAAAUAUCGUUUACACUGUGCGCAACUUGCACUCAAAAUAAAACAAGAUUUAAAGUCCAUUAAUGAAAAAUUAGUGAAUUUGUUAAGUGAUGAAUAUGAUGUCAAUAUGAGCUUGUUGUGUGAUGAAAGUAAAAAAGUUCUAUCGUGUCUUUCAUACUAUGAUAGUGGAAUGACGUACAUUCUACGACUUAUUCCUGACAGUGCCUUGAAAUUUGAAACACUACUUCAACUAUGUACUCAAUUGUUCGAUUUAGAGCCGACCAUUCAGUUGGAGUUGUCACCAAUUAAAGAUAAUAACUUGAAUCUAAAUACUUCACUCGUUGUGUUUAGUACAGGUGUCAGCCCAUGA